AUGACCUCUCCAGUGACGCUCACGCUCGCCGCCGCCGCCAGCUUCGUCGCCCUGAGCUACCUCCAGGAAGCCAGCUGCGGCCUCCUCAUCCUCGGCACCACCCUCUCGUACGGCUUGGUCUAUGGCGCCCUCAAGGCGACGAGAGAGCCUCCGAUAGCGAGGCAGUCUGAGUGGCGGGAGCGGCAGGUGUCGACGGUCAACGCGGUGCUGCUCGUCUGUGGUAGCCUCCUCUGCUUCGCCGAGUGGCCAACCUACGACGCCAGCGAGGGCUGGAUCUCGCAGGGGCUCGCCUACUGGCCGGUCACCUUCGCCGCGCUCUUCGUCGGCUACCUGCAGUGGGACGUGCUGUGGAUGCUCUACCACUCGUCGCUCCAUUUUGACGAGCUGGCGCACCACCUCCUCUUCAUCGCGGUCACGCACUACGUGCUGUGGGGGCGCUACUUUGCGCGGCCCUUUGCCUGGCUCUCGGUGACGGAGCUCUCGACCCCUUUCCUCAACUGCCGCUGGCGCGCCGCGUUCCUCGCCGCCACGGGGAGCAAGGGAAGGGCCUACGACACGUGCUCGCUGCUCUUCGCCUCUGCGUUCCUCGCCACCCGCGCGCUCGGGUACGGGAUGGGCCUCGUCGACCUCUGGCUCGCGCGCGACCUCUGGAGGCCCGCGCACUGGGGGCUGUACGUCGUCAUCGCGCUCGUCCACGCCGGCUACGCCCUCAAUCUCGUCUGGGCGAGCAAAGUCGUGGGGGCGGCGCGCCGAGCGAUGAAGUCGGGGCACCGCGAGUAG
Molecule: messenger RNA, 780 nt
Organism: Emiliania huxleyi CCMP1516
Lineage: Eukaryota; Haptophyta; Isochrysidales; Noelaerhabdaceae
Exons: 3
Coding region: 1-780 (259 amino acids)
Biological process (GO): lipid homeostasis
Cellular component (GO): endoplasmic reticulum; membrane
Source: RefSeq, a predicted model, not a curated record